AUGCCGUCUUCGUUGGCCUGGCAGGGAGCCAUUCUCUCCUCCUCGGGUCCGGCGUUUACCCUUGUUCCCGUCCCGUCCAGUCCAGUGAUGAAAAGCCCGGAGCCGGCUUCCUACGCUUCCCGGACCCCUAGCUCCGGCCCCCACUACAACGCCUCCAGCUUCCCUCCUUAUUCUCCCACCUCCGCCUCAACCGCCAAGAAGCGCAACCAGGCGGCUGAGGCCUUGAGAUCGAUCGCCGGCCUCUUCGCUUCUUGCUUCACCCCUCCACAGCUUGACGCCUCUAGCAACUUGGAUCCCUCCAAUUCUCGUUCUGUUUCCUCCGACUCGGGACCGGGUCGGAUUCUCUCCCGAGCAGCUCCAUCGCGGUCUUCGCCGUCGCACCUACAUUUUCACCCUCCGGUUGGAGAAGAUUCAUACUCCAAUCACGCCGACGCCAUUGGAGAAGAUUCGUACUCCAAUCUACACAGGAGGUCAAUAUGA
This is a messenger RNA of Linum tenue, 480 nucleotides long. NCBI's taxonomy places the organism in Eukaryota, Viridiplantae, Streptophyta, Magnoliopsida, Malpighiales, Linaceae. The record is from the annotation of a GenBank genome assembly.